AUGAAAGCAGCUCGACCAAGAGCUCGAUCGAGUAGAAACAGAGUAACUGAGCUCGAUCGAGUUGGGGGUCGAGUUGGUAAAAACAGAGGAAAGCCAAUGCAAAACGAUAAAGGUGCAAACUUUAAGCUACUAAGACGAAGAUUAGGGCUAAAGACAGGCUCGAUCGAGUUGGUCUUGGCCGGUCGAGCUGGCGGAUGGGUCGAGCUGGCUUCAAAGGCGGCUUCCUUCUUCAUUCCAAGCAUGUGCGGUCAAGCUGAGUCCAUGCACAAUGUCCUCCUUGCUCCUCACGUCUCAGUUGCUCCAUAG
Molecule: messenger RNA, 306 nt
Organism: Microthlaspi erraticum
Lineage: Eukaryota; Viridiplantae; Streptophyta; Magnoliopsida; Brassicales; Brassicaceae
Source: the annotation of a GenBank genome assembly